AUUUGUCACUGCAUCAUGGUCUCAGGGUUUUGUCGCAAAUGGAUUAAUGGGCGCCUUUCUUUGGUUCAAAGUCACGGCGUUGCUGAGCGCCUAGAGUUUCAGUUUCUACCUCCCAGAUGUCGGAUCCCAUCAGUGUCAUCGCCGGCGGUGUCGCUGUUCUUCAGCUCAUUCAAACAGUAGCGCAAGCUUCAGCGCUUUUGUAUAGAUAUGUUGCUUCCGUCCGCAACGCUGACUCGUCCUGUCAGAGUCUGCUUAAUGAGCUCAGCGCAGUCGGUGGCGUCCUCACCACGGUUACGGCGAUCAAGAAGGAUGACACUCUUCUACCUGAUCUCAACCACGCGCUUUCAAAAUUAAUGACCACAGAUGGACCAGUUGCAAAAUUAUUGGUGGAACUGAAGAGCAUUCUGCCAAACGAACAGGCCCAGGAGAACGGGAAAAUGAAGACGAUUCCAAAAUUGAUGUGGCCAUUCAAGGAAAAGGAAGCAGGCGCGAUCAUCGAUAAAUUGAAAAAGUAUUGUGGCGAGAUCACAAAUAUUUUAGCAAUCGACUCAUGGAACACGCUGAAGGAAGUCAAGCUUGAACUCCAAGAAGUCACUCAAGGAGUCAAAGAAUUGAAAAAUGAUUCUGCCGCACAAAAGGUGCGCGAAAAAGACGGGGAACGUCGAAAGUUCCUUGAAUGGAUGAAUCCCGUGUUUUGUGAUGACAAGCACGCCACCUGCUGUGGUCAGCGAAACCCCGGCACUGGUCGUUGGAUUUUCCACGCCGAUGAGUAUAAGAUUUGGAAUACAUCGGAUCACGCGUUUCUAUGGUUGAAUGGCCACCCUGGACACGGCAAGACAAUCCUUGCGGUGGCGGUUGAAGCAGAGCUACAGACGCUCGCUUUUUUCUACUGCAAUUUUCGAGACGACAGGACGACAAAUGCGGCCGCAGUAUUGCGCUCCUUGAUUGUUCAGCUGCUUCAACAAUCUCAAGACGAUUGGAUCACAAAGAUAGGUGAGAAGCAAGAGUCGAACACAAAAGAGGACCUUGAUUCUCUGCGGAACCUCUGGCAGCAACAACGUGAUGCAAAGCCACAUCCCACAGAUCUGGGAUUUCUACGAAAGCUUCUUGUUGAAGCGUCUACGCUGGUUCGCCGACCAGUCCUCGUGAUUGAUGCCUUAGACGAAUGCAAGGACUACACCGACCUGGUUGGAUAUCUUGUAAACCUUGCCGAAGAUGGUCGACUACGACUUUUCGUCACCGGUAGAGGCGAGCCAGACAUUCAAGACGCCUUUCAUGAUCUCCCCACCAUAAAAUUAUCACGCCUAUCCGACGCGCUGAAGAAGACAAUUUUGGAGAAAUUGUUGGAAAAGGCUGAGGGCAUGUUUCGCUGGGUUCAGUGUCAACUGGACGAAAUUGUGGCUUGCAAAAGACGUGUCGAUAUUGAAGCAGCCCUCAAUAACCUUCCAGCUGGACUUUACGAGACGUAUGAUAGGAUUAUUCAAGCUAUUAAACAGAGGGGACCAAGUGACCACCAAAUCGCGCGGAGUUGUUUGCUUUGGCUGUCCGGCACGUUCACCCCGUUGACACUUAAUCAGCUCAACGAAGCGAUGAUGAUUGAAGUCGGACAAUCAAAUCUUAAUCCGGACCUUGGCGUUAUGGACCCCAUGGAUAUCGUGACCGCGUGCGGAAGCCUUGUGAUUUACAACGAGAAAACUGGCAUCGUUGCACUAUCUCAUUAUAGCGUCAAAGAAUACUUGACCAAUCGCCCCAACAACAUCUUCAAAUCAAUCUCGGACAUGCACGCACGCAUCUGCAAGCUCUUGAUUACGUAUGUCUUAUGCGACUUUGUGGAUGAGAUCAGCACGAAACUUGAGCUUAAAGCUACACAAGGCGGAUAUCGGGCACGUCGUGCCGAUGUUGCCGAUGUCAGCAAAGACAAUCCGUUGCUGAGCUACGCAAUUCAAGGAUGCAAGCAUCUUGGACAUGUUUCGGAAGAGGAUCCUUGCGUUAUGGAUGCCCUGUCACGGCUGAGCUCAGAGUUUCUUCGAAACGCCAAGAAACAUCCUGUGCUAACUCGAGGCAAAUACGCCUAUGAGCCUGGGUGGUUGCCUGCCGGAGUGACUUUGCCCUCACUUCUAUUCAUCCCGCUUCAACAUGGCAAGCCGUGGAUGGUUGAAUCCCUCGUCAAGCAGGACCCUCAUCUCCUGGACGUGGAUAUUGCCACUGGUUGGGGUUCUCCCCUGAUUUUCGCUAUGGCCAAGAACCCUGACUGCCUCAGUAUUCUCCUGAAGCCGGGCGUCGAUUUCAACAAGCUUUCUUCCUUCAAACCUAGUUUAUAUAGCCAAUACAUUGUUAGGGGGCACUCCUAUGCUCCAAUUUCGUGGGCAGCUGUGACUGGAAGCAAAGUCGCCGUGGAUUUCUUGCUGUCACGAACGGAGGUCGACAUACCUAAUGACAUCCUGCACAUAGCUGUUAUGGCGAACAAGCCGUCGCCCGAAUGUAUCCGCAAAUUCCGUCAACGCGGUGCGGAUGUUAAUUUCACAGUCAAUGGUCUCAACCCUAUCCACUUUGUCCUCUUCGCUCAAGGUUACGAUGUAUAUGACGAAAGCCCACUGUUACCCGUCGUAAAAGCGCUGGUCGAACCAUCUUGUAAUCUUUCUUUGCAAGACCAGGCUGCCAGAACAAUGCUACACAUUGCUCUUGAUGAACGUCUGGAAGACAUUGUCGCAUAUCUUCUCGAGAAAAAACGCAGGGCUACAUGUGGAGCUGGGCUACAAACAAGACCUGGUUUCCCAAUAUUCAAGCAGCGGCUCUUGCUACUGAUCAACCGUGCACCAGAAUUAAGGGGAAGGUUGUUGAUGAUACAACGAGAUCGAAACUCGUCGAGUUUUCAGUUGCAGUCACUGCAGACCGCGAUAACCCCAAUCCGAUUUGCGCUGUCGUUGUUUCAGCGAUACUCAAUGGCGAGCUGUCAGUCACUUCAAAAGGACAUUCAAGACUCCCGGCAAGAUGAUUCCCCUAGACUCGGACACUACUUUAGAUGGUCACCUGGGCAGCGUGUCUCUAGUCACUUGUUCGAUUAUCAUCAAGGAGACAAAGUUACCAGGAUGCUACAGCAGUUAAACGAAGAUGAAGAUUCGACUGGCACCUCCCUUUUUCUUAAGAUGACCAAGAACGCGCGGAACGCCAAAGUCUUUGAACUUGGGGUCGAGUGCAUACUUGAUAUCUACAGAGGUCCUUUACCUUAG
Messenger RNA from Suillus subalutaceus, 3230 nucleotides. RefSeq lists its product as uncharacterized. Lineage: Eukaryota; Fungi; Basidiomycota; Agaricomycetes; Boletales; Suillaceae. Bases 117 to 3230 code for a protein of 1037 amino acids. The record is from RefSeq and is a predicted model, not a curated record. The transcript has 11 exons.